Messenger RNA from Chlorocebus sabaeus (green monkey), 897 nucleotides. The record is from RefSeq and is a predicted model, not a curated record. NCBI's taxonomy places the organism in Eukaryota, Metazoa, Chordata, Mammalia, Primates, Cercopithecidae.
GGGGUCAAGCAGCGAGAGAUAAGGGGCAGGGUAUAAAAAGGGCCCACAAGAGACCAGCUCCAGGAUCCCAAGGCCCAACUGCCCGAACAACUCAGGGUCCUGUGGACAGCCCACCUAGCUGCAAUGGCUGCAGGCUCCCGGACGUCCCUGCUCCUGGCUUUUGCCCUCCUCUGCCUGCCAUGGCUUCAAGAGGCUGGUAGGGUCCCAAGCGUACCCUUAUCCAGGCUUUUUGACAACGCUAUGAUCCACGCCUAUCGCCUGCACCGGCUGGCCUUUGACACCUACCAGGAGUUUGUAAGCUCUUGGGGAAUGGAAGUCUGUAUCCCAAAGCAACAGAAGUAUUCAUUCCUGCGGAACCCCCAGACCUUCCUCUGCUUCUCAGAGUCUAUUCCCACACCCUCCAACAUGGAGGAAACACAACAGAAAUCCAACCUAGAGCUGCUCCACAUCUCCCUACUGCUCAUCCAGUCCUGGCUGGAGCCCGUGCAGUUCCUCAGGAGUGUGUUUGCCAACAGGCUGGUGGUGUAUGGCACCUCGGACAGCGACGUCUAUGACCUCCUAAAAAGCCUAGAGGAAGGCAUCCAAACGCUGAUGGGGAGGCUGGAAGAUGGUAGCCCCCGGACUGGGCAGAUCUUCAAGCAGACCUACAGCAAGUUUGACACAAACUCGCACAAUGAUGACACACUGCUCAAGAACUACUGGCUGCUCCACUGUUUCAGGAAGGACAUGAACAAGGUCGAGACAUUCCUGCGCAUGGUGCAGUGCCGCUCUGUGGAGGGCAGCUGUGGCUUCUAGGUGCCCGCAUGGCAUCCUGUGACCCCUUCCCAGUGCCUCUCCUGGCUCCGGAAGGUGCCACUCCAGUGCCCACCAGCAAUGUCCUAAUAAAAUUAAGUGUAU